UUUGUAUUAACCAGAGUAACAUUUCAAAAUGGAUACAACUCCAUUAAGCACCGGUCUUUUUACUGCAAAUGAAACUACGACUCAAGCACCGCUGCCAGAUUAUUCCACUUUUCUUGUGGUAUGCGAAGUUGUAAAUGCUUUUGUAUUUGUUUCAAUGCUUUGGAUCAUGAUAUCCAUGAUCAUGCAUGGAUCAAGGACAAAUAAGUGGAAAAAAAGUGGACCUUCAAGCAUGAAUAGUGGUAUGAUUUAUACUGCAUGUAUCUGUGUUGCUGCUCUAUCACUGCCGAGGUUAAUUUUGAACGGAGUGAUUUUUCACAUCCAAAAUAUUGAAGGAGGAUUAGAAUGGUGCGAGUUUGUGUUUGACGCAUCAGAUGUAACUGGGUACGCAACUCUUUACCCGAUAUAUUUAUUUUUAUGGUUACGUCACAGAGUCAUAUACAACCACCCAACCGUGCAUGCUUUAACUGGAAGGUUCGUCAAAGCUCUCAGUUGGGUUACGAUUGUUGGCCUGACCUUGAUGUCAAUUGGAGUUCUACUUUUUCUUGUUAUACCCACGUCGUAUCUCGCUACCCCGCAAGGAUGCAUUCUCGACCCCAAAAGUGAUGCUUCAAUGGGCUAUUAUGUACUUGCUGGUCUUAUGAUCCUAGCGCAAGGCUUGCUUCUCGGGCUAUUUAUUUAUCCAAUGGUUCGCACCAAUGAAGCCCAAAAGCAAAAUUCCAAAUUGGAGUCGAACGAUCGUAAAGCUAGUUCUACAUCUGGAGAUUUGAGGAAUUCGGAAGAUAGCUCGAAGUUUGACCGACUAAUCUGUUGGAAACGAAACAACAAGAAACCUAAAAAGAAGGCUAAUUCAGUAACAAGAACCAUCCGUCGUUCCACUAUUAGCGCGAUUAUUACUGUCAUAACCGAUCUUAUAAUUGUUGCAAUUGCAACAUGGAUAAUGCCUUCCACAACUCCCCUGGCAGCAACAAAUGCAUUUUACAGCGUGGGAAUUUUAAUAAACGUAUUCUGUGCUUUGGCAACGUUUGGAAGUAACGAGAAAAUCCUGACAGAGUGUUGCAGAACAUGCAGAAAAGAUGCAAGUCCGGACUCAGAGACAAUCGAUUCGUCGAGUCAGCAGAGAUCGCAACCAUCUAACAACCAAAAUGGAACAAGAUUAACUGCUUUGAAUAGCUCUAGUGUACCAUGAAAACAAACUUUUAGACUUUGUUACUAUAUAGAGUAGACUGUUCGUUAUGAUGAAUUAAAUUGUUCUCCUUUGUGACAACGUGAAUUCACCAUAUAUAUGCAAUAUUGCAUAUUUGAUCGGGGUGCAGUCCCUUUGCAGGAUGAUUUGAAGCACAGUGCUUGCAUGUAAAUUGGAUUCGAUAAUAUGUUUGUUGACAAAUGGUUCAAGAAAACUUUAAAAGUCAGAUACAUGGUAGACUAUAAGGUUCGCGCGAUGUGUUUCCCACCAGAAUACAUUACCCCAUUCGGUCGACGAUACAGCCUUGCACUCUGCCAUUCCAAGUCAAAAUUCAAAGUGGAUAUUCAUAAUGAACCGUGAUGUUUCAAAAUUUGUUGAUAUGUUCUAUUAUUUUCUAUUUCUAAUAACCUACUUUGUUUGUUCUGCUUUAUUAUGCUAUAUAUACAAGCAUCAUACUUCGUGGUUUUGAACUCUAUUUUAUUUUUCCCAAAUAUAUUCAUCGUUCUGUAUAUAUAUAUACGUAUAUACAAGUUAUUUACCAAAUCCCAACAUAUUAUUGUUCAAAUAUCGUUCACUUCUGCGAAUGUUUCUCUGUAUUUGCAUCAUUGAUACUACUGUAGCUGGGAAAUAUUAGUAGGCUACGAUAUGCAAGUGAUAAAUUGCAAUAUUUAUAGUAAUGUCUGUCCUCUGGAUGACGUAUGAGAGCAGUGUUUUUUAUGAAUUGGUAGAAAAACCAGUAUUAACAUAUUUUUCGCUUACCAACAACUACAGAUUGUGUUACUUUUCAUUCAACGAUAUUUCAAAUAAAUACUA
Styela clava is the source of this 1996-nucleotide messenger RNA. The record is from RefSeq and is a predicted model, not a curated record. NCBI's taxonomy places the organism in Eukaryota, Metazoa, Chordata, Ascidiacea, Stolidobranchia, Styelidae.